Messenger RNA from Exophiala aquamarina CBS 119918, 2349 nucleotides. RefSeq lists its product as uncharacterized. The record is from RefSeq and is a predicted model, not a curated record. NCBI's taxonomy places the organism in Eukaryota, Fungi, Ascomycota, Eurotiomycetes, Chaetothyriales, Herpotrichiellaceae. The transcript has a single exon. The coding region runs from base 1 to 2349 and encodes 782 amino acids. Gene Ontology annotation, cellular component: membrane. Gene Ontology annotation, biological process: calcium ion transmembrane transport; intracellular calcium ion homeostasis. Gene Ontology annotation, molecular function: calcium ion binding; calcium channel activity.
AUGGCUCCAAAUGAUACAUUUAUCCACGUAAGGGAAGCACCAGGUUCUAGUAGUUCGCACGGAAUGGGCGAGAAGUCCUUCCAUAUUCCCAUGUCCUACCCGCUCAACUCCAGACCAAGCAUGGCACAGUCAAGGAUCACCGUACCAGAGGACCAAGAUAAAUGGAACGAUGAACACACGGAUGACGAUGGUGAAUUAUCCAAGCUUGGGAUGACUUGGCAACGCCUGCGACGAAACGUCUUAAUCCGAUAUACCUUCUACAUCGUUCCCGUCGCUGUCUUGCUCGCGAUACCGAUUAUUCUCUGCGCGACAGUGUAUGCAGAUGCAAGAAUAAUGUCGCACUUCCACGGCACAAAACUACAACCUAUCUAUACAUCUAAUAUCACUAGUAUAGACGACUCACCAACUAGCAACAUUACAAAUAUCUACAACAUCACAUCGUCGGAAAUUUACGAGCAAGUCCAGACCAGUGACGAUGGAGGAAUUCGACUUCUCGGCCUCUUCAUCUGGAUCGAGGUUGUUUGGGUUCUCCUGUGGGUGGCCAAGCUGCUCGCACAGUUUGUUCCAGUACUCUACCAGACAGUGGCUGGGGCUGUGCAGACUGGCAUCAGAAAGUACGCAUUGGUCCUCAAAGCUGUUGAAAUUCCACUCUCGCUUUUCUUCUGGGCCAUUCUUGCCAUCGCUUGCCGCUCAAUCAUCUGGACUUUCGACCAACCAUUUCACAAGAAAUAUUCUGGACAAAUUCAAUGGCUCAGCGUGCUUCAUAACGUUAACAAGGCCACCAUCGGUGUCACGGCGCUGUAUUUGGUGCAGAAGUUAUUGAUUCAAAUGGUCAGUGUCAAUUAUCAUGGCAAAAAGCAAUAUGACACCAUCAAGGAAUUGGAGACUCUCAGUCGUGCAAUUGAGACCAUGUAUGACGUGUCCCGAAGACAGUUCUAUGACAGCCACCCUGCGUUUAGAGAGGAAGACCUUGACAUUCAUGAUGUGCGUGGAUACCGCAAAGACAAAUACGGGCGCCGAAAAGGGAAUUCAGACUCUGCUGCGGUUUUCAUGACGUCCCUCGGAACCACCGGUGACAAGAUCACAUCUAUCCUGGGAUACAUGGCAAGCGACAUUGCCGGUCAACAGGUCCUCACACCAACAGCAUCAGGAGCUAUCGUCGAGGCGGCACUUGACAGACCUGUCGCAGCCGAAGCUCUAGCACGCCGCAUCUGGAACUCGUUCACCAAUUUCGGCGCUAACAAGUUGGAUGAAGCAUCAAUUAGGAACAUGUUUGGACCUGGCUGCGAGGCUCAGGCGAUGUAUAUCCUUCGCAAAGUCGAUACGGAUGGUAACGGUGAUGUGACACUCACCGAGAUGAUCGAUCUAGUCAAGAAAGUUGCUGCGGAUCGAAAAACCAUCUGGGAAGGCGCAAGCAACGUCAAGGAUGCCAUCAAGGUGCUGGAUAGAGUCCUGAGCGUGUUCGUGCUUAUCUUCAUCUUCUUGAUCUACGCGGCAUUCUUCUCCGAUUAUCUCGCCAACCACUAUACUCAAGUGUGGUCUACCUUCACAGGUUGUUCCUUCCUCUUCGCUAGCACUGCCGGCGAGCUUUUUGCCGCGUGCAUCACCGUCUUCAUUAAACAUCCAUAUGAUGUCGGAGACCGCAUUUCAAUCAACGAUACCGACAUGGACGUGGUCAAGAUCUCUCUGCUCUAUAGUGUGUUCAAGGAAGUAUCAUCACGUCAACUGGUCCAGAUCCCCAACUCGACCAUCAACGGCCUAUGGAUCCGGAACAUCACCAGGUCCAAGCAACUGAAGGAGCAUAUCACCGUCAACGUUUCUGCCGACACCUCUUUCGAAGAUCUCGAAAUCUUGCGCAGUCAGCUAGCUGCCUUUGUCGCGGAGCACAACCGCGAUUUUCUCGCAGACGUGGAUAUCCAACUGACAUCCGUCUCGGACAUGAAGCAGCUCGAGCUUCGUAUUGAAUACGAACACAAGGGCAACUCCGCAUCUGACCAGACACGUGCUCACCGCCGCAGCAAGUUCACGUGUGGUCUGCUGUCGGCCAUGCGAAAGGUUCCCAUCGCUGGCCCGGGUGGAGGCGGUCCUGGUCCCGGAAGCAAGGAAUCUCCCACAUACACGGUCACCAUUUCGGACCAAGAGUCCAGGGAAGCUAAGGCAGUAUUUGACGAGACCAAAGACUCCAAGCGCUUGAUCCCAAAGAAUAGCUCUCCACCAGCAGCAGCAGCCGCCGGGGUGUCGCUUGCUGUCGGAGGCGCGAGGGGAAGCACCGCUCUCGAAAUCCUACCGAGCUUGCUGAGGCAGGGUAAGCCCAAGCCCUCGGAAGACGGCAUAUAUCAACGACGGUGA